AUGACAGCGCAGGCUUCUCGGGCGCGCGGGUCAUCGGGAGGGGCUCGGCGGGUGGCGGAGCAGAACGACAAGGGAUCUGCCAUGAAUGCUGCCGUAGUCGGACCUCUGACGCCCGCGGGUGUGCGUGCGCGCGCGGGCAUGCAAAGCGCUAUCCGGGCAUGUCCCGCGCCGCGGCACCGCUGCGACCGCGGGGAGCACCAGGUGUGCCGAGCUGCUGGCUUCGGGAAGAAGCAGGCCAAGGCCGGGAAAUCAGGGAAGACCUUCCUCAAGGAAAUGAGCGAGACCUCCCUGGGCCUCGGCGGGAGGCUGGUCGCCGAGCUCCGCGCGGACAGCAAGCCCUGCCCGUGCGGGUCCGGCCAGGCCUACGGGGAGUGCUGUCAGGUCUACCACAACGGCAAGGCAGCGCCAACCGCCGAGGCGCUCAUGCGCGCCAGGUACACCGCGUACGCGAAGAAGCUCGCCGACUACAUCGUCGACACCACGCACCCCGACAAUCCGGCGUACGAAGGCAGCAAGACGCCGGACGGCGAGCACUCGAGCACGCUGCGCGAGGACGUUAUCGCCACCUCGCGUAUCUUCGACUUCGAGAAGCUCAAGGUCGAGGAGGUGCGCGAGGGCAAGGACGAGGACGAGGCGUACGUGGGGUUCACGGUGUGGGGCCGCGUGACGGGCCAGAAGGGGCAGCGGGCGAAGGGGUCGAAGACGGAGACGAUCCAGGAGCUCAGCAGGUGGAUGGCCAGUUUGCAACGCAGGUUCGUCCGCGAGGACGGCAAGUGGUGGUACAUCGACGGCGACACAGACUGGGUGCAUCACUCGUACGGGGACAAGAAGGCCGCCUAG
Molecule: messenger RNA, 840 nt
Organism: Pedinophyceae sp. YPF-701
Lineage: Eukaryota; Viridiplantae; Chlorophyta; Pedinophyceae
Source: the annotation of a GenBank genome assembly